AUGAGUCACAACGAAGGAAUGUUUGCUGGCGCAGGUCAUACAGCCCAGGGGAUGUCCGACAAGACUGGCGAGAUGUUGAGCGAUGCUGGAAGUGCAGUGAAGGAUACCCUUGCAUCUGGUUAUGAGAAGGUCAAAGAUACGGCAGCUUCUGCUUACGAAACGGUUGCCGGUAGCGCCAGGGAGAAUUAUGACGCAGCUGGUAGGCAGAUGGAACGGGGCAAGGAGUGCGCGGGAAAUAAGGCUAACGAAGCCCGCGACUAUAUGGGCCAGAAAAUGCACGAGGGAGGCAACAAGAUGUCCAGUUAA
Messenger RNA from Cooperia oncophora, 306 nucleotides. NCBI's taxonomy places the organism in Eukaryota, Metazoa, Nematoda, Chromadorea, Rhabditida, Trichostrongylidae. The record is from the annotation of a GenBank genome assembly.